Messenger RNA from Xyrauchen texanus (razorback sucker), 4817 nucleotides. Its product is annotated as consortin-like. NCBI's taxonomy places the organism in Eukaryota, Metazoa, Chordata, Actinopteri, Cypriniformes, Catostomidae. Gene Ontology annotation, cellular component: transport vesicle; plasma membrane; trans-Golgi network. The coding region runs from base 203 to 1405 and encodes 400 amino acids. The record is from RefSeq and is a predicted model, not a curated record. Gene Ontology annotation, biological process: positive regulation of Golgi to plasma membrane protein transport. Gene Ontology annotation, molecular function: connexin binding. The transcript is spliced from 11 exons.
GGUCAGAGGUAGAGCAGCGAACAGAUAUGGAAACUGUCCGUGGUGAAGGUAUUUACAGAUGCAAAUUGCUGUAACAUCAUUGUAGAAAGCAAACGGGGAAAAGAACCUGCGGAGACCACAUCCAGCCCAGACUGGGGGGAGGUGACAUGUGGCCAAUACGUCACAUGGGUUGUCAAGCCACACGUGGAAGUGGCGCGGUGUUAUGGAGGAUUCUGAGACAAAGGAGUCUUUAAGAUGGACAGAGAUGACCAGAAGAACACAGACCACAGAAGAUGUCAUCAACCCUUGCCUAACAGUCUCUGAUGUGACUCAGAACAAGCUGAAAGAGACCGAUGAGAUGGACUUGGACACUGUUAAGCACAAUUCAGAGAGCAGGAGCUCACUAGAGAGGUCUCAAAACAACAUCAAGAGCCAUAGUCUCUCAUUAGAUCAAGGCACUUUUUCUGGCCUUGUGCCAUCUGGGCCCAGUCCUUUUCUUCUUGCUUCACUGCAGUCCCUUAUUGAAGAUAAUGAUCACAUGCUCCUUCCUCAUUCCUUACACCAGAUAGCAGAGGCCUACUUCCUUGAAAAAGAUUAUCAGUGGGCAGUGGAGUUUCUCCAACUAGAGAAGCUGUACCAUGAAAGACUACUGUCUAAUCUGGCAUCUAUACAGGAGCAAUGGGAGUCCCAGUGUAGGGUUGGUGUCCAAACCAAAAGUAUCUCCCCUUUAAACGCUAAUGGAAUGGACAGAGAGAGAGAGCAUAUGGAAUCGUUGAGUCAUUUCUGCAGAACACAUCAGAGACCUAAUCUUCCUGCAGAAAAGAAAAUGUUGCAAAAUAGCCCACCCCAUGUGACAGAACAUAGAGGCUCAAAACAAGAACAAGCUUUAGUCAACUCAAGCGGGAGAGAAAACUGGGUGGAAGCCAAACAGGUGCCAGAAGAAGACUGUGAAGAGGAGGAUGAGGAAGAUCUUGAGGCCGAUGAGUGCUGGAAUGAGGAUCUUCAGGAGGAGGUAGAGAUUGGUAGCCAGGGUCCUGUGGAUGAGCUGGCCAAACUCAUUCAGGUAGAGGAGAUGUUUCCCUCAGAUGGCUUAGUAUCUAUUUUAAAGAAGAGAGUUUGUGUAAGAGGAGCAGAGAGUCUUAAUUCUGCUCCAGACAAAGAUUUGACUAUGCGCAAAGUCCGCUUCAGAGAGCCCGAUGAUGCCUUCGAUCAAGAUGAGUCGGCUAGAAAAUCUUGCCUCGUCCUUCUACUCUUGUGUCUGAUUACCGUGGUAAUAAGCAUAAGUGGGACUGCUCUGUAUUGCCUCAUUGGAGGGGCGUACUCAAACGUGUGUGUCGACUUCUCUCAUAAUGUACACUUUUACUUUGGAACUAUACAACGAGGACUGGAUGCUCUCACACAAUGGCUCUCUUCUGGUGCAUCAUAGUAGUUUUUUUCUGCCUUAAAUGGAUCUCUUUCUUUACAUUGUAAUUUCUUUGGACUGUCACUGGGCAGACAACAGCAUUCAUCUGAGAUUGUUAUGCACUUAUGCACAUUACCAGUCUGGCCUUAAAGGUAUAGUUUACCCAAAAAUGAAACUUCUCCCAUCAUUUACUCAUCCUUAUGUCAUCCCAGAUGUGUAUGACUUUCUGUCUUCUGCAAAACACAAACAAAGAUUUUUAAAAGAAUGUUUCAGCUAUGAUGGUCCUCACAAUGCAAGUGAAUGGUGACCAAAACUUUGAUGGACCAAAAGGCAGCAUAAAAGUAAUCCAAAUCUUCUGAAGCGAGAUUAUAGGUGUGGGUGAGAAACAGAUCAGUAUUUAAGUCCUUUUUUUAAUUGUAAAUCUACACUUUCACAUUCAGUCGACUACUGGUUGGGGCUGGUCAAAGGUUGGGAUUGAGAGUAAAAAAAGGACAUAAAUAUUUAUCUGUUUCUAAACCAUACCUUUCAUAUUGCUUCUGAAGACAUGGAAUUAACCACUGGAGUCGUAUGGAUUACUUUUAUGCCUCUUUAAAUAAUUUUUGGACCUUCUGAGUUCUGGUCACCAUUCACUUGUGUUGUAAGGACCUACAGAGUUGAAGUAUUCUUCUAAAAGUAUUCUUCAUUUGUGUUCUGCAGAAGAAAGAAAGUCAUACACAUUUGGGAUGGCAUUAGUGUGAGUAAUUGAUGAGAGAAUUUUCAUUUUUGGGUGAACUAUCCCUUUAAUAAAUGUUUCUGUACUAAGCCUUAACAAAUCACACACAGCUUCCUUAUGUAUAAGCAGGCUAUAAGAUACUUGAUAUUGGUAUUAAAUCAGGCUUAGAGGGGUUGAUCUUAACAUAUCAGUGCCAUUCCUAUGCAACAUAACUACAAAAAAGAACUGCCUCUAGAGCCAGAAACUCUUAAACUCUAAACACUACAUCCCAUGCUUUUAUGUAUUUACAUUUUUUUUUUUGAGAUUGAGUCUGAUUUGGCAAUUUUCAUUAGUGCUAUAACCACUGAAACUAAGAUAUCUACAUUUUUAAGACAAAAUAGUUGUAUGUAGCAUCAUUAACUCAUGGCACGUCAACACAGUUGGCUUUAUAUUUGACAAUUCAAAGCACACAUCUAAUAGCACUUGACAAGCCUAAAUAGUUAUCUGUACAAUAAUGAUGAUCAGUUCUAUGUUGAUUCUGUCAAUUAUGUGUGUUGCUACAUCACUUCCUCUGUGGUCUAGUGGAUUAAAUGAGGAAAACACUAUGGCCAUAUAUAAAACCAACAAGUAGUCUUUUUUUAUUAUCUAGUUACAAACAUGUUUUAAACAAUCAAACUGAUUGUGAGACUUUGUGUAAUCAAUUAUAGGGUCUUUAAAGGGAUAGUUCACCAAAAAUGAAAAAUAAUUUACUCACCCUCAUGUUGUUCCAAAAUGAAAUGUUAGACAGAAUAACAGCCUCAGUCACCUUUCACUUUUCAUUGGAUCUUUUUUAAUACAAAGAUGUAAUUAAAGAGACGUUUUUAACUAUCCCUUUAAAUUUGAAACCUUUUAGUGUUAUGAACAGAAUAUCAUCUGUUAUGUGGUAUAUUUUCUUGCUUCCUUUUCCAAAACAACACAUAUCUCUGAAUUAUUACUGGGAAUGUUUUACAUAUUAAAAGUCAUAAUAGGCUUGUACUGUAACUCUACCCAUGACAAUAGUGGAAUGGACCUCUUAAUGGAUGAAUAAUCCUAAUACAGUAGAUGGUACACCAGGAAAAGGAAUUGGCUCACAUAAUAAAUGGUACAAUGGUACAUGGUCAUUUAGGAGCAUUCCUCUUUGGAAACCAUUGUGUAACACCACAGACUGACUUAUAGCUAACUUAAUUUUAGAAUCUAAAGCAAAAAGCCUCUAACAAUGAAGCAUUAAGAUGUAUGAUAAAUAAGCAUUAAGUGAAUAAAUAUAUAAUUAUCGUGAAACUUUCAUGAUCAUUGCAUUGUCAUUAUUGCUGUUCAUGCCAAAAUUGCAAUUUGCUUACAUUUUCCAAUGUGAAUUAUCAUCAUCAUCAUCAUCAUAAAAAAAAGCAUUUCUUUAGGAGAGAAUAUGAAUUUGAUUGAUAUAUUAAAACCUGGUCAAUCACAUUCAUGCAGACAUUUGAAUCCCCUUUAUUGAUAUCAAUCUUCAGAUAUAUUUACUUAUACUGUAUAUGUAAUAUACUGAUGGACCAACAAAUUAUAAAUGUGCAGCAAAGGAAACCUAAUGUUCUUACCCUAUAUUGCAUUACCAUUGACUCUUGAUUAUUGCUCUCUUAGCAGCUUUCCAGCACAGGAUGUAUUCUUCCACAUUUUUAUAUUCAAACAAGAUUUAUGAUUGAGCUUUUCUUCCGAAUGACUUCUGCAGCAUUAGAUUCAGCUGAUGUUCAGUGUUGGUGUUAGGCAAGAGGAGACUUAAAUUCAGCUGUCAGAGCGAAACAAAUAAUUAGUCAUUUAUCCAAUAUGUGUUAAGCAAUUUUUUUUCUUCAGUUACAUUUGAACAUUUUGAAUAUAAUUAAUUAUGUAACACUAACAGAGCAUCAAAAAGCAUCUCCAUAAUAUAACGACAUAUUUUGUAUAUAAGAUGUUAAUGUGUAUUAUGCAGUACUUAAUUGCAUUGUAAAAUGAUCCCCAAAAUUACCAUUUAUUAAUUAAAAACCUUUUAAUAAAGGACCAUGAUAUUACCAUGUUGUUUGGACCUGUACUAAGAUAGUACCAUGGUUUUCUUUGAAGUACUAAAAACCAUAGUAUAUAAAUAUAUAUUAUUCAUUACUACCUUCUGAUGCCAUCAUUUUACCAUGGUACUUUUUUAAGGGUACUCGGAAUCACAACACACCUGGAAUUAUUUAUAAUUGGACAAAGGUGUUUUUUUGUUUAGGUUUACAUUGUAAUGGCCUGUACUGUCAUGCCUUGACAUGAGGUAGUUAGACUAAAGGAUUAGACCAGCUUUAGCAGAUUUUGUUUUGGCUUUUUCUGAUGAGAUUAUCCGAUGGGAUUACAGUGUUUGUGAAUAUUGUUGAUUAAAGGCAUAAUGUUUGGUCAAUCCCAUCAUAAUCUGAAAUUGCCUGUUCUGGUAAUUGAGAAUGUUAAAACGAUGCAUUGGGUUAUAGGGUAAACGUUUACAGUGGUAAACAACAUUUUGUACAUUAUGUCCUACAAGCCCAUAAAAGUAAUACAUUUAUGCUAAAAUACCUGUGAUUGUGUUUCAAUUUGGAUUUUUUUAAUUAUUAUUAUUAUUUGUAAGUAAUUAUUUUGAUUAUUUUACCAAUGUGUGGGUAAAGGACAACUGCAGAUUACUAAAUGUCUGAGAAAGUAUUAUUAAAUAUAUCUAUCUACUGUAUAUUAAAUGCAUUAUAUUAUAUCAACUGUAUAUUAUACAAAAAUAAAAUAAAAAUG